Messenger RNA from Scutellospora calospora, 210 nucleotides. The record is from the annotation of a GenBank genome assembly. Lineage: Eukaryota; Fungi; Glomeromycota; Glomeromycetes; Diversisporales; Gigasporaceae.
GUUGGAACGCUUAUGAAAUGGCCUAGUCAUGUUUGCUUUGAUGAACAUUUGAUAUCUUUGGAAUUAGAAUUGUUCGAAAGUUCGUACUUUGACCGGUGUGGACCGAAUGAUUACGAAAUGGUAUUUGAAUAUUACAUAAUCUUGGAAACUCAAUUUUUCGGUGGUGCUUCUUUGUUUGUUUAUAUGCAAGAAAUAUGUCGUGAUGCAUGA